This is a messenger RNA of Hippocampus comes (tiger tail seahorse), 2582 nucleotides long. It is a transcript of the gene fzd8a, whose product is annotated as frizzled class receptor 8a. Gene Ontology annotation, molecular function: Wnt-protein binding; Wnt receptor activity. The record is from RefSeq and is a predicted model, not a curated record. Gene Ontology annotation, biological process: non-canonical Wnt signaling pathway; canonical Wnt signaling pathway. Gene Ontology annotation, cellular component: plasma membrane. The coding region runs from base 419 to 2170 and encodes 583 amino acids. NCBI's taxonomy places the organism in Eukaryota, Metazoa, Chordata, Actinopteri, Syngnathiformes, Syngnathidae. The transcript has a single exon.
UCGCCUCGCCGCUGAUUUACAUGAGAACCAAUAACACAGGAGUAGCAAACGCGCUGAAUGCGUUUCUGUUCCAGUACAAGCGAAGACGCACGUUUUUCUGACAGCAGAGGAUUUGCGUGUCUUUUUUAAACGGACUGGUGAAAGUGUAGUGACAGCGCUGAAAAAAGAAGACGGUGGAUUCUCCUCUCAGCCAUCUUGACUGCUGCUGCUCGCCGCACUGAAGGCUCGUCUUCUCCUGCUACAUUCAAAGUAAACACAGCCGUGCCGGCCACUCGCAACUCCAUGCAAGCUCCACGGAGACGCGAGAUGGGCUCGCCGCGUGAAAUCUGACCGGGCUGAAGGCGGGCGGUGGAGGAUUUACGGCAGCAUUUGGAUCAGACAAGGCAAAGGGAGCCGAGGCGCGCAACGGCUUGGAGAGAUGGAGCCCGACCUGUUUGGGAUUUACCUGCUCCUCUCUCUCGCCCUCCUGCCCAGAUCCAGCGGCACCACCGCUAAGGAGAUCACCUGCCAGGAAAUAGCCGUGCCCCUAUGUAAAGGUAUCGGCUACAAUUACACCUACAUGCCCAACCAAUUCAACCACGACACGCAGGACGAAGCGGGACUGGAAGUCCAUCAGUUCUGGCCUCUGGUGGAGAUCCAGUGCUCGCCCGAUCUCAAGUUCUUCCUGUGCAGCAUGUACACGCCGAUCUGUCUGGAGGACUACAAAAAGCCGCUGCCGCCAUGCAGGAGCGUGUGUGAGAGAGCCCGUGCCGGCUGCGCGCCCCUCAUGAGACAGUAUGGCUUCCCAUGGCCGGACCGCAUGAAAUGUGAUCUGCUGCCGGUGCUGGGCAACCCCGACACGCUUUGCAUGGACUAUAAUAGAACAGACUCGACCACCGUGUCACCCGUCCUCCCCAAGCCCACCAACCAUCCCGCGAAGGGCUUCAACCCACCCAAAAUGAAGCCAGGUAGACCGAGCCCACCUCGGAAGUACAAGCCGGCCGCGGGCGCCUGCGAGGCGGGUUGCAAAUGCUUGGAGCCAAUGGUGCCGGUCAACACGGAGCGCCACCCGCUGUACAACCGCGUGAAAACUGGACAGAUUACCAACUGUGCCAUGCCUUGCCACAGUCCCUAUUUUACCCACGACGAGAGGGCUUUCACAGCCUUCUGGAUCGGGCUGUGGUCCGUGCUGUGCUUCGUGUCAACUUCUGCCACGGUCGCCACCUUCCUCAUAGACAUGGAGCGCUUCAAGUAUCCGGAGAGGCCCAUCAUCUUCCUCUCCGCCUGCUACAUGUUUGUGUCCGUCGGCUACAUCGUCAGGCUCAUCGCCGGGCACGAGAAGGUGGCCUGCAGCAGGGACUUGGACGUGGAGCACAUCCAUUACGAGACCACGGGACCCGCACUGUGCACGGUGGUCUUCCUCCUUAUUUACUUCUUCGGCAUGGCCAGCUCCAUCUGGUGGGUCAUCUUGUCGCUGACUUGGUUCCUGGCAGCUGGGAUGAAGUGGGGCAACGAAGCCAUCGCCAGUUAUUCCCAGUACUUCCAUUUGGCAGCGUGGCUCAUCCCCAGCAUGAAGUCAAUAGCGGUCCUGGCUCUGAGUUCUGUGGACGGGGACUCGGUGGCCGGGAUCUGCUACGUGGGCAACCAGAACCUUGACAACCUGCGUGGCUUUGUCCUAGCCCCUCUGGUGAUUUAUUUAUUCAUUGGUACCAUGUUCCUUUUGGCUGGAUUUGUGUCCUUGUUCAGGAUCCGCAAUGUCAUUAAGCAAGGUGGCACCAAGACUGACAAACUGGAAAGGCUCAUGAUCAGAAUCGGGGUCUUCACGGUGCUGUACACGGUUCCGGCCACCAUCAUAGUGGCGUGUUACUUCUACGAGCAGCACAAUAGGCAGAACUGGGAAGUAACCCACAACUGCUCCAACUGUUUACACGAGAAGGACCGCAGCCGGCCGGACUACGCCGUCUUCAUGUUAAAGUACUUCAUGUGCCUUCUGGUGGGCAUCACGUCCGGAGUGUGGAUCUGGUCGGGCAAGACUUUGGACUCUUGGAGGACUUUCUGCACCAGGUGCUGUUGGGGUAGCAAGGCCACCAGCGGCUCCAUGUACAGCGACGUGAGCACGGGCCUGACGUGGAGGUCAGGCACGGCCAGCUCCGUGUCUUGCCCCAAGCAGAUGCCAUUGUCGCAGGUUUGAAUAAAACGAAAACAAAAGCGGCUUAUGGAGGACUGCUAAUUGUUUGGGAGAUAACCCAUCACACCCUGUCUUAAGCAAUUUGCAUUGUAAUGAACUGCUGCUGAGGUGCUGCCCUCUUUCCUCCCCAAACUGCGGGGAGAACGUUGAGACAAUGUCCAGGCAUUCACACAGGUUUAAUUCCUCCAUUCUUCCCUGUUGAUAGGAAUUAGAGGCUCAUCUCCAAUUUCGGGGGCAUUACUUCUUGUAGCCAGUUCUUAACAAACUUCGUACAAAGCGUCUUUUAUUAAAACCUUUUUUCUACCUAUCUCGUGCCAGAUAAUGUCGAAAUGUCAAUCAUGUCAAAUAUGGUUUAAAUUAAGCCUUAAUAGUGCCCCGGGUGUUUUUUGUUUUGUUUUUUGAACGGGUCAUACAU